Molecule: messenger RNA, 2286 nt
Organism: Chanos chanos (milkfish)
Lineage: Eukaryota; Metazoa; Chordata; Actinopteri; Gonorynchiformes; Chanidae
Gene: colec12
Product: collectin sub-family member 12
Exons: 10
Coding region: 1-2286 (761 amino acids)
Source: RefSeq, a predicted model, not a curated record
AUGAAAGUUAGACGACUGGGCCUGAGUCUGGGUUCUACCGAAAGCCCCAACGGACUCUUACGCCACCCACCUGUGGUUCUGGUUUGGUACGAUUUCAAUGAUGAAGAGGAUGUUCAAUCCUUUGGCUACAAAAGGUUUGGAAUCCAGGAGGGCAGUGAAUGUACUAAAUGUAAGAAUGACUGGGCUCUGAGAGCAGCCAUAGCUCUGCUUUAUGUGCUGUGUGCUCUACUCACUAUCGCUGUCGCCGUGCUAGGUUACAAAGUGGUGCAGAGGAUGGACAAUGUGACUGAGGGCAUGGAGAAUUACAGUGGGAAAAUUAUGGCUGUAGAAACAGACCUGAAGAAGCUUGAUGACCAGACAGGAGAAAAGUCAGAUAAUGCCACGAGUGAAAUUAGGUCCUUUAAAGCAGACCUACAGAAUCUGCAGAGCCAGCUUCAUGACAUUGCCCUGAGAGCCACCAGCAACCGGGCUGCUCUCGAUGAACUGCGACAAGUUGGAGAGGAAAUGCAGAGCGGCCACUUUUCAUUGAGGGAUCUUCUGGAGAGCAAUGCCAACACCAUCCGCACUGUGAACAGCACACUCACAACGUACAGUAACCUGAUAGGUUUGCUUAAGACGGACACAGAGCGACUCCAGUCAGAUCUCCAGGUCCAGACCAAGGAACAGAGUCGAGCCACUCACAGCAUCAAUACCCUAAACUUCACCCAGACACAGCAGAGAAACCUCAUUGGUGCCCUGCAGAGAUCGGUAGAAGACACCAGCCAGGCAGUUCAAAAACUGAAGAAUGACUACCAGGGCUUGCAGCAAACAGCGAGGCAGACCAAAGCAGAUGCUGACUGGCUCAGAGAGAAGGUGCAGAAUCUCCAGGUGCUAGCUGCUAAUAACUCAGCCCUUGCUCGUGCCAAUAGUGAGGCUCUGGAGGAUGUGGGGUCUCAGCUUAGUGCAUUAACUGAACAGAUUCAGAAUGCUUCAGCUAUCACAGAAGGGCAUGACCAAAGUCUGCGUGAGCUGAUGGACCAGCAGCGCGACCACGACAAUGCAACUUCAGCCAAGUUUGAUGCUUUGGAGACACGUCUGGACCGCAGUGAAGGCGAUAUGGACCGCAUAACAGGGAAUGUUAGCUUUGCCACACAGUUGUUGGGAGCCAUUAGCACUGACCUGAAUGGCUUGCGCACCUGUGCUGAGACAGUGACCCGACACACUGACAUACUGAUGGGGUUAAACAGCAGUGUGGUGGAGGCCCGGGCCGACGGUUCUGACCUCCGAGCUCAGCAGGAUGAAUUAGCAGCCAGACUUGAUAGGGAAGUCAGCACCCUUUCAAAAGUCAUGGAGGAGAUGAAAUUGGUGGACAGCAAACAUUCACAGCUCAUCACCAACUUCACUAUCCUUCAAGGCCCUCCAGGGCCUAGAGGCCCGCGAGGGGACAAGGGGCCUCAGGGUCCAGCCGGCAAGCCAGGUCAGAAGGGUGAGAUGGGGGAGAAGGGUGUACCUGGUGUUCCUGGACCAAAAGGAGAUAAAGGUCCUGCAGGACCACCAGGGGUGCCAGGUUUCAAGGGUCCGCCUGGUGCCAGGGGAAGCCCUGGUCCAAAGGGCUCUAGAGGAUCAGGUGGUCGUGUUGGUCCUCCAGGAGAGAAGGGUGACCCAGGUAUACCCGGCCUGACUGGCAGGGAUGGACAACCAGGUCCUCAAGGGCCCCAAGGGCCACAAGGACCUCGGGGACCAGCAGGAACACCAGGACCAGAAGGGCCCCGUGGGCCUGUGGGCCCCAUUGGACCACCUGGACCACCUGGUCUUCCAGGACCUCCAGCCCCAGAAGUGGUACCCUCUGUGUCACGACAAGUCCAAAAUCCCCAACCCACCACCAAUCCCACAGGAUGUCCUUCCCAGUGGGUGAACUUUAAAGACCACUGCUAUUAUUUCUCCUUAGUUUCAGAGAGAUUGAACUUUGAUGAAACAAAAGAAAGAUGUAAUAAUGAGAAGUCAUCAAUGCUCAUUAUCAAUGAUGAAGAGGAGCAGAAUUGGAUACAGAAACAGAUUGCAGGAAAGGGCUAUUUUUGGCUAGGUCUUACAGACAGCAUGGAGGAAAAUGUCUGGAAAUGGGUGGAUGGGACGACACCUACUUUCACGAGAUGGAAACCAGGCCAGCCUGACAACUGGAGUCAUGGUCAUGAAGAGGGUGAGGACUGUGCAGGCCUGAUCCAUGAAGCUAAAUGGAAUGACUUCUUUUGCUCUGACCGUAUUGGAUUUAUUUGCAAACGCACAGGUAAGAGUAAGCCCCUGCCAUGA